Messenger RNA from Gracilinanus agilis (Agile Gracile Mouse Opossum), 3381 nucleotides. Its product is annotated as solute carrier family 25 member 46. The record is from RefSeq and is a predicted model, not a curated record. The transcript has 8 exons. Gene Ontology annotation, biological process: axon development; mitochondrial fission; mitochondrial membrane fission. Bases 62 to 1315 code for a protein of 417 amino acids. Lineage: Eukaryota; Metazoa; Chordata; Mammalia; Didelphimorphia; Didelphidae. Gene Ontology annotation, cellular component: mitochondrial outer membrane.
UUGGGCCUCCGCAGAUGGUUGAGGUGCCAUCUGGCACCUUAAUCCUUCCUCGUUGAACUCGAUGCAUCCGCGGCGUCCAGACGGUUUCGAUGGCUUGGGCUAUAGGGGUGGAAGCAGCAGCCGGGAGUUUCCUGGGGGCAACAGUUUCUCCGCAAAGUCCUUCAGCUCCUCUGACCUGAGCCACUGGGUGACCACUCCGCCCGACAUCCCUGGCAGCCGCAACCUGCACUGGGGGGAGAAGAUCCCACUUUAUGGCCCUGGAGCAGCCUCCACCCCGGUCGGGGGGUCCUGCGAGGAGCCCUAUCCUGGUGGCUGCAGCAGCGGGCCCGGGGCUAGUAGUGAACAGUUAAAUAGAUUUGCUGGAUUUGGUAUUGGACUUGCAAGUCUGUUUACAGAAAAUGUGUUGGCCCAUCCUUGCAUUGUUCUUCGUCGACAAUGUCAGGUUAAUUAUCAUGCUCGACAUUAUCACCUCACUCCAUUUACAGUCAUCAAUAUUAUGUACAGCUUCAACAAAACCCAGGGUCCAAGAGCCCUUUGGAAAGGAAUGGGAAGCACAUUUAUUGUUCAGGGGGUCACACUUGGAGCUGAAGGAAUCAUCAGUGAAUUCACACCUUUGCCAAGGGAACUUUCUCACAAAUGGAGUCCUAAACAAGUGGGAGAACACCUUCUACUUAAAGGCCUAACUUAUGUGGUGGCAAUGCCUUUUUAUUCAGCGAGCCUGAUCGAAACUGUUCAGAGUGAGAUAAUUCGGGACAAUGCUGGAAUUUUGGAAUGUGUAAAAGAAGGAAUUGGCAGAGUAAUAGGCUUGGGAGUGCCUCAUAGCAAGCGUUUGCUCCCACUUCUUGCUUUGACCUUUCCCACUGUUUUGCAUGGAGUUCUUCAUUAUAUCAUAAGUUCUAUCAUCCAGAAGUUUGUUCUACUGGUUCUGAAAAGGAAGAAUACUCAUAAUCAUCCAUCUGAAAGUACCAGUCCUGUGCAGAGUAUAUUGGAUGCUUAUUUUCCUGAACUGAUUGCAAACUUUACUGCCAGCCUCUGCUCUGAUGUUAUGCUUUACCCACUGGAAACAGUUUUGCACCGUCUUCAUAUUCAAGGAACACGUACAAUAAUUGACAAUACAGACCUUGGCUAUGAAGUGCUUCCAAUCAAUACUCAGUAUGAGGGAAUGAGAGACUGUAUCAAUACUAUAAAGCAAGAAGAAGGAAUGCUUGGUUUUUAUAAAGGGUUUGGCGCUAUCAUAGUACAGUAUACACUGCAUGCAGCUGUUCUUCAGAUUACCAAAAUUAUUUACUCUACACUGCUUCAAAGUAAUGUUUAAAACAGAGAUCCAUCACUCAUUAGUCAAGGAAACAUAAUCUGGACUCAACUACUAUGAAAUUAUGAAGAAAAAAUGAAUAUCAUAAAAAAUGGUUAGGAAAACGAAAUUGGUGAAAAAGAGUUCAUGGUGACAAUUUUUAUUAUAAAACAUAACUGCUUUAUUUUAGGGAUCAAAAAUACUCUAAAUUUCCAAAUCAUAACAAAAUAGUACUCAUAAGAUUAAUAUGGGGUUGCUGAGCUGCUGGAUUGAAAAAUAAUACUCUGAACAGAAGCAAAUAUUUUUCUUGACAUAUGAAAAGGUGUUUGGGCAUAAAAAUUUAUCUUGCCUCAAUAUUUAUUAUCUGUUUAAACAUCUAUAUUGAUAUUAGAAUGGUAUCUCUAAGAUAUCCAUUGAGUUACAGGUCAGUUGAUUUGUAUCUUAAUGAUAGCAAUUACAUGUAGUCAACCAUGAAACAGCCAAGAUAUACCUUGCAAACUAUGAGCAGGAGCUUGAGACUUUGUAUUUUUUAAAUGUGUUGUCAAAGUAUAGUUAUAAAAUAAUAAUUAGUGGAAUACAGACAAGUUGCUAUUUCUAAAAUUUUUCUCCAUAUCAUCCUCCAUAUUCAUUUUAUAUACUUCCUAAUUGACUCUACUGCAAGAUUAGCCUAAAAUGAAACUAAUGGUAUACUUUCUAUUUGUAUCUCACCAAUGAUGAAACAUAUAGAAUGUAGACUCAAUUAUUUGGUAAUAAUGAGGCAGAAUAAAUUAAUUGGUUUUCCACAUCCACAGUAGUGAUUCACCAUUAUCAUUAAUUCUAGUUUUGCCAGCAAUUUAAUGCAGGUAUGAUUUACUUGUAUAUAUGAACCAUCAGGAUACUAUUUUUGAAACCACUUUUCAAACAUUAACCACACUUAAAAGUAUAUAAGAUGUAGAAUUAUCAUGAGAACUGAUUAUUACUAAUAUCUACUUUUAUAAAUUGUGUUUUGAAAAAAGUCUCAAAAUAUUUGGUUUCAGAUUUCCUUGACCUCCAGUAGAUAAAACCAAAAUUAAUGUAAUAUUUGUUGCUCUUUUUUCUUUCUUGUAGUGAUAUUCAAUUAAUUUCCUUUUAAAAAUUUAGUUUUUGAGACUUUGCUUAAAACUUUCCAAAUUACAAGUGCAUAAGGAGCAAAACAAGGCUACUUCUAUUGUUUUUUAUUUAAUUUGUUCUUUGGAUGAGCACUGAGAAAACACACUAUAACCCUGAAAGGGAUUUUGGUCAUGGGUGGUUUUCUUUUUUCUUAAUCAGUUUCUUGGAAGAACACAAUUUAAACAAAUGAGGGAAAAAACCUUAAAGGAUUCAGUUUUAAGGAAGAGAAAAAUUCUGCCUUCUGAAUUAGCUUUGGUGAGUAGGUUCUUUGCAAAGUAAAUUAAUGUGUAUUUAACAUAGCAUUCAUUAAGGACACUAUAAUUUAUUUCUCAUUAAUAAUCCAUAAAUUAACUGGGAGCAUUUAACAUCUUGAAAUUCAUUAAUUCAUGAAUACAAGAAAAAUGAAAUUUUCUUGUACAUGUUAAAUGACAGGGGAAUGGUUACUUAGCAUUAUUAUUUUGACUUUUGUAGUGAAAUUCUCUGAAAGUUUAAUGGAAACACUUAGAACACAGAAGUGUUGUAAUAAGAAAAUAAUGGUAUCUAAAUGGCCUAAGUGUUUAUAAAUCAGGACUCUACUCUCUUCUAAGUUGUCCAUGUAAAAUGUGGUUUUUUAAAAAAAGUAAAAUUGCUAAAGCAUAAACAGUUUCCAUUUUACAUGCCAUAUUCAAGGAGGGAAAGAAUAAAAUUAAGAACUACUCAAAUGCUGAUUUCUUUGGUUAACCUUUUUAUAUUUUUGGUCUACCUGCUUCUCUGAUUGUUGAGUUGCUAUCUUUUUUGUUUAACGUUCAAUUUUUUAAUUGUUUUCUCAAUUGCAUGUAAAAAAAUUUUAAUGUUUGUUUUUGAGUUCCAUAUUCUCUUGCCCCUCCCAUUGCCAUCUUUGUGAAGGCAAGAUAUUUGAUAUAGAUUAUACAUGUGCAGUCCUGCAAAAUAUUUCCAUAUUAGCUAUGUUACAAAAGAAAACA